AUGACGAAAAAAAAGAAAUCGAUUAAUCCACAUGGCUCUGAUUUUGAGUCGGGCUGGACGAUUUGGAGUAGCGUUCCUCCUAUUAAACAUCCAUCUGUUCCAUUUGAAUCAGCUGAAGAAGAAGAUUUUGAUGAAGAAUCAUUAAAAGCAACACAAGUUUCGUUAUCUAUGAAAGAAAUUGGAACUGUUCUUGACUACGAAGGUUUUUGGGAACUUAUGACUUCCCUAGAACAACCAUCUUCAAUACAAGGACGCGGAACUUAUUUAAUUCUUAGGGAAGGUAUGAUACCAUUUGACACAAGCAAUCAAAAGCCACUGUAUUCGAAAUUUAUCGUUAAUUCACAAUGUUUAUGUGAUUCAAGUCCGGAAAGUCUAGAAUUUGAAGCGAGAUUUUAUCAUAUUGCACUUGGCAUAAUGUCAAAUCAGCUGCAUAAUUUCAAAUCUGUUGUUUGCAUCGCUUUUAUCUCCACAAGAGAAAAUUCAUUGAUUGAACUCUGGAUCAAUCCAACCGAAAAAGAAAAUUUAUCUACACUAAGAGCAAAGAUACAAAAAAUUGCUGGGAAGCAUACGCAAUUACAAGAAAAACCCAAAUGA
Trichomonas vaginalis G3 is the source of this 594-nucleotide messenger RNA. RefSeq names its product RNA Cap, translation initiation factor Eif4e domain-containing protein. The transcript has a single exon. The coding region runs from base 1 to 594 and encodes 197 amino acids. Gene Ontology annotation, biological process: translational initiation. Gene Ontology annotation, cellular component: eukaryotic translation initiation factor 4F complex. The record is from RefSeq and is a predicted model, not a curated record. Gene Ontology annotation, molecular function: translation initiation factor activity; RNA 7-methylguanosine cap binding. NCBI's taxonomy places the organism in Eukaryota, Parabasalia, Trichomonadida, Trichomonadidae.